CUAGCUCGGAUGAAGAACCUUACCUCCUCUCGUAGGGUUACUCCGCCCUUUGGCUGCCGAUUUCGUUUGUGUUCCAUGGCAGGCGUCCUCUGUUCGUCGACUGGCAAUCAGUUACCACCCCUUGACCGGAUUGGAUCGAGCUGGAAAGCAUUCCUUUCAAGUGGGAAGAUCAGCUACAAUCUACUACAUAAGGUGGCAGCAGAUAGAAUUGUGCUGGAAGAAGCUAUGCUACCCCUGACUCUCAACCUGGAACAACAACCAUGGCAUUCUCUCCUAGAUCACUGAGUUUCAUUGAUGACAAAAAAACGGGCUUUCCUCAAACGAUUGGAACAAGAAUAGGUUCUUCUCUCUUUGAAUCGUAUCAUCCAUGGCGCCGAUAUAAGAUCACGGCCGCAUUUAGGAAGGAUCUUUCCCUCUAACUAAUAAUUUCAUAUCAUAAGAGAAGAAAGAUCGUAGCCUAGAGAGAGUCUACAUAAGGUGCUUUCGGGUUCUAAUUGUUUUUCUUCUCCUUUCUCACGUUCACGCUUUAUAAACAAACUGACUAUUGGCUAUGGUCAGUAGAAAAAGAAGUUCUCUUCCAUGCAUCGAGAUUGGGUAGGUGUUCAGUGUACCUGAAGAUUUUUAUUGGUAGAGUACAAAAGCUUUCCCUUCAAUAGCCUUAGG
Messenger RNA from Rubroshorea leprosula, 663 nucleotides. Lineage: Eukaryota; Viridiplantae; Streptophyta; Magnoliopsida; Malvales; Dipterocarpaceae. The record is from the annotation of a GenBank genome assembly.